GUCUGGCAACGCUGGGCACUUUGUUAUUUUUUGUGGCUCCAUAAAUUUGCUUAUCAGUCAUAAAAUUUAAGCUAGUGCAUUAAUUCAUCAUACUCGCUGCGGGGAAGCACCAGAAUUGCACCGACCACUGCCGCACUUCGAAACUAUUGCAAAUCAGCCGUGCAGGCCGCAGAAGAGACCACACGCAAAGAGGGCGUCAACAAAAAGAAAAAACCGUGGGGGAGGAAACCUGGGCAAAAAUACCAGCAAAAGUAAUACUCAUCAAAAUACUCGGCUGAAAACACGUCUUGCACAUUUGCGUGGCCAUGAGCAACCACAGAUACCAUCAGGGGGGCAACUACAUGCACCCGCGGAUCUCCUAUCCGCACCACUUCAGCUACGUUUCCUCUUGCGUCAAGUACAUGAUCUUCCUGCUGAACUUCCUCUUCUGGCUCUUCGGCGGCCUGCUCCUGGCCAUCGGCGUGUACGCCUUCAUGGACAAACUGAAGGACGGCAACGGCUGGCUGCGCUUGGACACCGUCUACGAUGUGAUCUUCAACAUCUCCCUGGUGAUGAUCAUCGCCGGAGUCAUCGUCUUCACGGUCAGCUUCGCCGGCUGUUUGGGUGCGCUGCGCGAGAACACCUGGCUGCUAAAGUUGUACUCCAUGUGCCUGCUUCUCUUCUUCAUACUCGAGAUGUCGCUGGCCAUCAUCUGCUUCGUUUUCCCGCAGUACAUGAACUCCUUCCUCGAGUACCAGUUCACAGACAAAAUCAUUCACUCGUACCGCGACGACUCCGACCUGCAGAACUUCAUCGACUUUGCCCAGCAGGAGUUUAAGUGCUGCGGCCUGAGCAACGCAGGCUACCAGGAUUGGAGCAAGAACGAGUACUUCAACUGCUCAUCGCCGUCGGUGGAGAGAUGUGGAGUGCCCUACAGCUGCUGUAUUAAUGCCACCGAUAUCAGCUCCGGCCUGGUGAACAUCAUGUGUGGCUAUGGCGUGCAGGAGCACUCAGUGGCCGCCGCCAGCAAGCGCAUCUGGACCAGCGGCUGCAUCGAGAUCGUGCGCGUAUGGGUCGAGAGGAAUCUGUAUGUGAUUGCCGGCGUUGCCCUGGGCAUAGCCCUGCUGCAGUUGUUCGUCAUCUAUCUGGCCAAGACCCUGGAGGGACAGAUCGACCUGCAGAAGUCGCGCUGGUCGUGAGUGCAAUGCCACCAUCCGUACCUUUACGGAUAUCCGCCCUGCGAAGACGACCCGUAUUACAAUUCGCGGAUGUGAGGCGGUCUUUUUUGGUCCUGCCCGUGCUCAAAUAGUUUCAAACCGAAUCCCACUCCUAGAAUAAUCCAUAGCUCCCUAUAUACCAUCUCUUGUGUUUUCGAUAGAUUUAAGUUCUAAUGUCCCACAAAAAUAGUAUUUCAAUAGUAUCAUACUCUCCUAGGCUUAGGAAAAAGUAUUUAUAUUCCUUUGUGUUCGUUCGCAGAGUGAAGCUCUGUAUGUUUUUUAAACGUCAGCGUAUUCUUAGUCACAAGUAAAGUCGAACAAAUCUAAAGUUUUACUCAUAUACGUAUGCAAUAUCAGACUAUUUAAAAGACACUUGUAUAUAAGCUAGCGAGUUCCAUAAGAAAUAUGCAUUUAAAAUGACUUAUAUGUAACGACGAAACCAAAACUGCAUGCAUGUUUGUUAAAUUGAAAAACAUACUAGAUACAUAGAUACAAGACUUAUUAUCAUUUUUAAGUAUCUGUGCGCGUGUUUGUCUGCAAACGUUGUUGUAGUGCGUAUUUAAAUACAGGCAUUCUA
Molecule: messenger RNA, 1773 nt
Organism: Drosophila mauritiana
Lineage: Eukaryota; Metazoa; Arthropoda; Insecta; Diptera; Drosophilidae
Product: tetraspanin-33
Exons: 2
Coding region: 306-1178 (290 amino acids)
Biological process (GO): protein localization to plasma membrane; protein maturation
Cellular component (GO): membrane
Source: RefSeq, a predicted model, not a curated record